Cylas formicarius (sweet potato weevil) is the source of this 1757-nucleotide messenger RNA. RefSeq names its product bestrophin-2-like. The record is from RefSeq and is a predicted model, not a curated record. NCBI's taxonomy places the organism in Eukaryota, Metazoa, Arthropoda, Insecta, Coleoptera, Brentidae. The coding region runs from base 270 to 1757 and encodes 495 amino acids. Gene Ontology annotation, molecular function: chloride channel activity. The transcript has 9 exons.
CUCUUAUCGAUAUGUUUACCGAACUAGAAGAAAUUCCGAGCAAAGUUACACGCUGAUACUUGGUCUGCCUCGCCGACAAACUGUUUACUUUCCUUAUUAACAUAUCUGACGAAAAACGUAUCGUUUUGAGUGCUUUUAGCGUACUCUGAGCGAGCGAUAUUCGGCGUCCGUCGAUUCCCGGACGAUAUCUGUCGCGAUAACGCAAAAUAAACACAUCCGUUGCAGCAGUUUCACGCGAUUUGUGUGUUUUAUAUACGGUCUUGGAUAUCAUGACGGUGAAUUAUUCCAGCGAAGUGACCUCCUGCACCCGCUUCGGAGUCAGCAGCUUCCUGAAGCUGCUAGGAAGAUGGCGCGGCAGCAUAUAUAAAAUCGUGUGGACCGACCUCGUACUAUACCUCGCCGUCUACUACCUCCUAAACCUGCUCUACCUCUACGGCCUGGAGGAAACCUAUGGCAGGAGGCACUUCAUAAACAUCGUGACGUACUUUUCAAAAUACGGCAACCUUAUACCGCUGAGCUUUGUCCUCGGUUUCUACGUCAACGUCGUCUACAACAGAUGGUGGAGCCAGUAUUCGUGCAUACCGUACCCAGACAACAUCGCCAUUUUGGUCGGCGCCAGCAUACACGGAAAGGACGAAAGGGCCAAGAUGAUAAGGAGGACGAUCAUACGCUACGUGUGCGUGGCCUUUACGUUGACCCUGAGGACUUUAUCACCCAAAGUGAAGAAGAGGUUUCCGACUCUGGACCACUUUGUUCACGCUGGCCUCCUUAAUAGGGACGAACGUGCCUUCAUCGAGGAACUGGACAACGAGUACCCCUCGUAUAUUAAAUACUGGUUGCCUCUUGCGUGGGCUGCAAACGUUACUACCAGAGCUAAAGCAGAGGGCAUCAUCCAGCACGAGCUUGGCCUAAAGGACAUCCUCGAGGAAAUCAACGCAUUCAGGGGACAGUGCAAGAAGCUGCUCGACUUCGACUGGAUUUGCGUGCCUCUAGUCUACACCCAAGUCGUCACUCUGGCUGUUUACUUGUACUUCUUGUUCACUGUCAUCGGCUCCCAAUUUAUUGAAGAACAAAAAGAAGGAGACACUAUAGUAUUUAAAUUCCCUCUAAUGUCCCUCGUCGAGUUUUUCUUUUACAUGGGAUGGCUUAAGGUUGCCGAGUCUCUGAUCAACCCUUUUGGCGAAGACGACGACGACUUUGAAGUGGUGUGGAUGAUAGAUAGACACCUGCAGGUGGGGUACCUCUUGGUCGACAAAAUCCACGAAGAACACCCGGUACUGACCAAGGAUAUGCAUUGGGAGAAGGUAGCACCGCAGCAGCUGCCGUUCACGGUCGCUUCCCAGAAGUUUAUGUUCGAAUGUCCCGUAGAGUCGACAAAUACUGUCAAGAUAAGGAAAAACGACGACGAUCUGAUCAUUCCAGAAUGGGGUAAAAGUCGAGAACCUCUGCGAGACACAGGUUUCAAGCGGUUCUUGUCCAGCUUCGCGAAGAGAUCACGUUUACCACCGGAUCUGAAGCUGCAACGCGUAGCUGCCGGUGAUAAUUUGGUAUUCGACGAUUUUAAUGUCUACGAUGGAGAACCGGUGGCAGUAGGUGGGGAAGAGCGCAUGGAGGACGUAAAAGAAUUCGAGAAGAUGAGGAACGAACGGUUGGAAAAGAGGAAGGAGGACACGCUGAGAUAUUUCGAGAUAAUCGCGGAAAUCUGGAAGGAGGAUAGGGAGAAGGCGAAAAAGUUAAUCGACGAAUUGUUGAGAUAA